Messenger RNA from Eutrema salsugineum, 726 nucleotides. Its product is annotated as heat stress transcription factor A-4a. Lineage: Eukaryota; Viridiplantae; Streptophyta; Magnoliopsida; Brassicales; Brassicaceae. Gene Ontology annotation, cellular component: nucleus. Gene Ontology annotation, molecular function: DNA-binding transcription factor activity; RNA polymerase II cis-regulatory region sequence-specific DNA binding. The transcript has 2 exons. Bases 125 to 532 code for a protein of 135 amino acids. Gene Ontology annotation, biological process: regulation of transcription by RNA polymerase II. The record is from RefSeq and is a predicted model, not a curated record.
UAUAAAUAUAUUGUAUAUCGUCGCCAACACACAAUGUAGGGUUUGUGACUUUGUGUCAUCGUUGUUCUUCUGGGGAUUAUAAUUUUUGUUUCAGAGAGAGAGAGAGAACUGAAAGAGUUUAGCGAUGAAGAUCGCAGAUUUCCCAGUCGGUUUGCAGUUCUUCUACAUGGGUAUAUACAGAGCUGUGAAUGAUCCUUCAACGGAUUCGAUAAUCUCUUGGGGCAAAAACAACAAAAGUUUCAUCAUCUGGAACGCUCCAGAAUUUCUCGCCAAUAUUCUUUCCAAUUGCGGAGCAAUGAUGUGCGACGAUUUCAAAGAGUUUUACUCCAGUCUUAAAGAAUAUGGAUUUGUAAAAAUUAGUGGAGAGCACCGCAUGGAAUUUGGGCACAAAUAUUUUGUGAGAGGUCGACCUGAUCUUUUGAAGAAGAUGCAGGCCAAGUCUCAUGCCAGGUCGAGGCGUAUAUGUUUUAUUGCCAAGCAAGCUAGAGAAAGGAAUUUAGCCAAUGGCUUGGAUCGUUUACGAAUUCGCUGAUCACCAAAUCUAUCUAUCAUCGUUUCGCAGAUGGUUCGUUUUUAUGAAUAAAUAUAAACACUCCAACCAUGAGUGUUUGCUGUUCUUGUUGUUGUAGAGAUAAUGAAGUUUGGUGGGGUGUGUUUUGUAGUAACCUAUGUAUGUGUCUUAUCGAUUGCCAUUCUGUAUUAUUCAUCUUUGAAAGUUGUGAUGAA